Trichomonas vaginalis G3 is the source of this 432-nucleotide messenger RNA. RefSeq lists its product as uncharacterized. Lineage: Eukaryota; Parabasalia; Trichomonadida; Trichomonadidae. The coding region runs from base 1 to 432 and encodes 143 amino acids. The transcript has a single exon. The record is from RefSeq and is a predicted model, not a curated record.
AUGAGGGAAUCAGCAUAUUCAGCUUUUCUACAAAAUAAAAGAUGUCAAAGUCGAAUAAUUGAUGAAAGUGUUACCGAGAGAUCAAAAACUGUCCGUUCUGCUCGAGAUAAUGAAUCAAAAUCUCAGCUUGAUUCAAAAUUAGAAGAAAUUCUCAAUAAGAAUGCAGAGCUUGAGCGUGAAUUCCAGAAUAGCCGUGUUAUUCCACGUAAUUCCAAAAAGCCACAAGAAAUUAUUGAAUAUCAUGAUUUUUUAACGAAAUUUUCUGAUACAUCAAAGUACACUGAGUACAGGUUCCGUGAACUUUUGAAUAGAACAGAAUCAACUCAUGAAACAUUAGAAAAUCAAAAUGAAAAUUUGUUGGACGUCCAGCGAGCAGCCUAUCGCUCAGAGAUGGGAUUAGACGAAAAAUUUAAUAUGGGUAAGAAGAAUUAA